Messenger RNA from Alnus glutinosa, 3905 nucleotides. Its product is annotated as importin subunit beta-1. Gene Ontology annotation, biological process: protein import into nucleus. The record is from RefSeq and is a predicted model, not a curated record. Gene Ontology annotation, molecular function: nuclear import signal receptor activity; small GTPase binding. The transcript has 3 exons. The coding region runs from base 149 to 2764 and encodes 871 amino acids. NCBI's taxonomy places the organism in Eukaryota, Viridiplantae, Streptophyta, Magnoliopsida, Fagales, Betulaceae. Gene Ontology annotation, cellular component: cytoplasm; nucleus.
CAAACCCCCUGUUUUUCAAUUUACCUCUAUUCUCUCUCUCUCUCUCUCUCUCUCUCUCUCUCUGUCUUUCUUAGGGUUUCAGAGCGCGGUUUUGGUCUUUCGGAUCGGUGAUCGUACUGUGUCCGUCAAUUUCGUGAACUGAGAGAUAAUGGCGAUGGAAGUUACCCAGAUUCUUCUAAAUGCACAAUCGAUAGAUGGAACAGUGCGGAAGCAUGCAGAAGACAGUUUAAAACAGUUUCAGGAGCAAAACCUUCCCAGUUUUUUUAUCUCUCUGUCGGGGGAGCUAGCAAAUGAUGAUAAGCCUGUUGAGAGCCGUAAAUUAGCAGGUUUAAUACUUAAGAAUGCCUUGGAUGCCAAGGAACAAUCUAGAAAGUUUGAGCUUGUUCAGAGGUGGUUGUCACUGGAUGCUGCCGUGAAGGCUCAGAUCAAGACAUCCUUGUUACAGACCCUCUCUGCUCCUGUACCUGAUGCUCGAUCUACUGCAUCUCAAGUCAUUGCGAAGGUUGCAGGCAUUGAGUUGCCUCAGAAACAGUGGCCUGAGUUGAUAGGAUCGCUUUUGUCAAAUAUUCACCAGGUACCGGCUAAUGUUAAGCAAGCCACUUUGGAGACUCUUGGAUAUUUGUGUGAGGAAGUCUCUUCUAAUUGUGUGGAUCAGGAUCAAGUGAAUAAAAUACUUACGGCCGUAGUUCAGGGAAUGAAUGCAUCUGAAGGGAACAUUGAUGUUAGGCUCGCUGCUACUCGAGCACUGUACAAUGCUUUGGGCUUUGCUCAGGCAAAUUUUAGCAAUGAUAUGGAGCGUGAUUAUAUCAUGAGAGUUGUCUGUGAGGCAACUCUGUCCACGGAAGUGAAGAUACGACAGGCAGCUUUUGAGUGUCUGGUCUCCAUUUCAUCAACUUACUAUGAGAAAUUAGCUCCUUAUAUCCAGGACAUCUUUAACAUUACAGCAAAGGCCGUGAAGGAAGAUGAGGAGCCUGUUGCUCUUCAAGCCAUUGAGUUCUGGAGUUCAAUUUGUGAUGAGGAGAUAGAUAUCUUGGAAGAUUAUGGGGAUGAUUUCACUGGUGACUCUGCUAUUCCUUGUUUCUAUUUUAUCAAGCAGGCCCUCCCUGCCCUUGUCCCUAUGCUGUUGGAGACACUCCUUAAGCAAGAGGAGGAUCAGGAUCAGGAUGAAGGGGCUUGGAAUAUUGCGAUGGCUGGGGGCACUUGCCUUGGCUUGGUUGCGCGUACUGUGGGAGAUGAUAUUGUCCCACUUGUUAUUCCAUUUAUUGAAGAGAACAUAACAAAACCUGAUUGGAGGCAACGGGAAGCAGCUACAUAUGCUUUUGGUUCAAUUUUGGAGGGUCCUUCCCCUGACAAGUUAACAUCUAUUGUCAAUGUUGCUUUGACAUUCAUGCUUAGUGCUUUAACAACGGAUCCAAAUAACCAUGUGAAGGACACUACUGCAUGGACCCUGGGGCGAAUCUUUGAAUUUCUUCAUGGUUCAACCACAGAUACACCAAUAAUUACUCAAGCAAAUUGCCAACAGAUCAUUACUGUUCUGCUUCAGAGCAUGAAGGAUGUUCCAAAUGUUGCUGAGAAGGCCUGUGGCGCUCUCUAUUUUCUUGCACAGGGCUAUGAGGAGGGGGCCGCAUCAUCUCCUUUAACUCCUUUUUUCCAGGAAAUUGUUCAGGCCCUUCUCACUGCUACACACAGAGAAGACGCAGGGGAAUCUCGAUUAAGGACCUCUGCCUAUGAGACGUUGAAUGAAGUGGUGAGGUGUUCAACUGAUGAAACAGCUCCCAUGGUGUUGCAACUUGUUCCUGUCAUCAUGAUGGAGCUGCACAAGACUCUUGAGGGGCAAAAGCUUUCAUCUGAUGAGAGAGAGAAGCAGAGUGAAGUACAAGGCCUUCUUUGUGGGUGUCUACAGGUAAUUAUUCAGAAGCUAGGGUCAUCAGAGGCAACUAAGUAUGUCUUUAUGCAGUAUGCAGAUCAGGUAAUGGGUCUAUUCCUGAGGGUUUUUGCCUGUAGAAGUGCCACUGUGCAUGAGGAGGCGAUGCUUGCCAUUGGAGCCCUUGCCUAUGCAGCAGGCCCAGAUUUUACAAAAUACAUGCCAGAGUUUUACAAGUAUUUGGAGAUGGGUCUUCAAAAUUUUGAGGAGUACCAAGUGUGUGCUGUGACAGUUGGUGUUGUGGGGGAUAUAUGCAGGGCAUUGGAGGAUAAGAUUCUUCCCUACUGUGAUGGGAUUAUGACACAGCUCCUUAAGAACUUGUCAAGCAAUCAGUUGCACCGUUCUGUUAAGCCUCCCAUAUUCUCUUGUUUUGGUGAUAUAGCACUUGCUAUUGGAGAGAACUUUGAAAAAUACUUGAUGUAUGCAAUGCCCAUGCUCCAGGGUGCAGCAGAGUUGUCUGCUCACACAUCAGGUGCUGAUGAUGAUAUGAUGGACUACACAAAUUCUCUAAGAAACGGAAUCUUGGAGGCAUAUUCUGGGAUUUUCCAAGGCUUCAAGAACUCUACUAAAACCCAGCUCUUGUUUCCCUAUGCACCUCACAUCCUCCAGUUCUUGGACAGCAUAUAUAUGGAGAAAGACAUGGAUGAUUUGGUGAUGAAAACUGCUGUUGGAGUCCUUGGAGAUCUAGCAGAUACGCUUGGAAGUAAUGCAGGUUCUUUGAUACAGCAAUCUCUGUCAAGCAAAGAAUUUUUAAACGAAUGCUUGUCCUCAGAUGACCAUUUGAUUAAAGAAUCUGCUGAAUGGGCCAAAUUGGCCAUCAGUCGUGCCAUUUCUGUUUGAUGCUACCAUCACUUGGUACACUCUUUAAUUUUAGGAGUCCCUGCAUGCAUUUGGGUGUGUUGAGUCGGGGUCCGGGAUCGCAUACUUGUUGAGUCAUCACCAUUUUCAGACUACAGUGUUGUUGGUCUUCAAGUUGUCACUAACUCUUGCAUCAUCACCAAAACUUGUUGCUAACCAAUGCAUCAUCACCAAAACUUGUUGCUAACUAAUGCAUCAGCGCCAUUGGGUCGGGUUCUGGUUUGUCAGGAGAAAGUGGGUAGUGAUGGGUGGAGGCCUCCAUAGAAAAUCAGGAAAAAAAAAUUAUUAGGGAUGGCUUCACUGAAAUGGGUGGAGGCCUUCAUGGAAAAUCAGGAAAAAAAAGUUGUUAGGGCUCAUGGAGGGUGCGGUUGCGGAAUUGGAGUUAAGUGUGAGGAAAAUAGACAACUCUCAAGCUGCUUGAUCGUUGGCUUGUUUGAUGAGACCCUUUUAGAGUAGUCCUAUUCAAACCUGGUCGCAGUUUAAUCUCUCAGAUGGUUACAGGUGUUGAAAUGGACGAAUGCAGAGAGUUGUUUAUGGGGUCAUGACAUUUUCAACACCACCCAGAUGCUAUUUUCGAGAAUUUUCUCCUUCAGCAGGUUUUCAUUCCUGAUUUCUUCAUUCCUAAUUUCUCCUUCAUUAGCAGAUUCUCAUUCUUUUUGCUAAUUUGCGUCUGCAUCUGUUCAUCAUAUGUCGAUCAUGGUCGGGUUGUAUUUGAUCACUUUCAUAUUUUUUUCGUAUACUUGGUACGUGUGGCUGGCAUCCAGCACCCACGUACCACGGGGAGCAUUUCAUCCUGCAUUGCAUUCAUUCAUUUUUCAUUUUUGUCAGUCUUUAGUGGGCGUUUCUCAGGUCAAAUGUCCAAUACCAUGCAUUCAUGAAAUCAUUGGUUCGGCGUCGUUUCUCUGGUGGUUGUUUUUUUGUUUUUUUUUUUUGAAAGUAUAGUUGUUUAUUGUGCUUUGGAAUGUGUAAUCAUAAUUUUUAUUGAAAUGUCACGAAUUGUGAUGACAUUUAAAGGGCCGAGUAAGGAUUUGGAGUGUCACUUGUUUGGCGAGGCAGUGUAUUUGUGGUCUUGCCUCCGUUGUUAUCUUUCAAGUGAUAUUAUAGAAACGAUGAAUUUUUGUAA